This is a messenger RNA of Xiphophorus hellerii (green swordtail), 1079 nucleotides long. It is a transcript of the gene tmem141, whose product is annotated as transmembrane protein 141. Bases 126 to 509 code for a protein of 127 amino acids. NCBI's taxonomy places the organism in Eukaryota, Metazoa, Chordata, Actinopteri, Cyprinodontiformes, Poeciliidae. The transcript is spliced from 5 exons. The record is from RefSeq and is a predicted model, not a curated record.
UCUUUUUCUUCUCUUCUUGUUCUUCAACGCGGAAGUUUCAUAACAGGGGAGUUAUGUGUUGACAUAAGUUGCAUUUGAAUUUAAUCCUUAAAACAGAAGCCUGUAAUUUUAACCUACUUGUCAACAUGGUGAACCUCGGUCUGACGAAGGUGGACGACGCGAUAGCAGCCAAACAUCCCGGGUUGCAAAGCUACGCUGCGUGUCAGUCUCACGCUUUUAUGAAGGCGACUGGAACCUUUGCACUAGGUGUUGCAGGGUUUUUUGCCAUCCAGAAGGCUCUGCAGAUGAGACUCCCCUACCCCCUGCAGUGGAAUCUGCUUAUAUCAAUAAUGGCGUCAUCGUUUUGUAGUUACGCAGUAACUCGCUGGGAAACACAGAAAUGCUCAGACCUUUGGCUGCUGCUAGAGACGGGUAAAGUCCCAGACAGAUCACCGCCACCACCAACAGUAUCUCAUCCAGAGGAUUCAAAAGCUGCUCAGAAGACAAAAUAUGGAGAUGACAUGGAAUAAACACAGUCUUUCACCUAUGAUGUCUCUUUGCCAGGAAAAAUAUGUAUAAAGACUGAGGAAAAACAUACAUUUUAUAUUUAUUUUAAGUGUUUUUCAUCUUACUUACUCAUGUGCCUCUAGAAAGUAAUUUUAUUGUUUGGUUUCAGACUUCAUAGGGUUUUUGAAUUUCAUAACGGCAUUAAAAUAGAUAGAAAAGAACUGAAUUCGCUAAAUUGCAGGUCAGGGAUUAAUUUGGGUCUUUAGCAGAAAUCUGAUGUUAAGCUUCUUGAUCUGGUAUUAUUGUGUGGACAUGUUGGUUUGUCAUGCAACAGAAUUAAACCUACCACCAGCCACUGGUUGUUUCUGUGCGCGUAUUAUGGGAUGUAUCAAGCUGUUUGUUGGUACUCUUGUUUGCUCUCGGGAUUUAAACCAGCCAAUGAUCUGAUUUUGCUUCUAAGGACAUGAAGGUUAGUAAAAGCUGAAAUCCAACAAUUGAAAAUGGCUUGCUGCUGUCUCUUGUGUCCCCUAGAAAUCUAUUGACCUGCCAUCAAUCCACAAAAGCUUAAAUAAACUCAUCAUGUCUCAAAGAAA